This is a messenger RNA of Candoia aspera, 5495 nucleotides long. RefSeq names its product mucin-5AC-like. The transcript is spliced from 6 exons. The coding region runs from base 288 to 3200 and encodes 970 amino acids. The record is from RefSeq and is a predicted model, not a curated record. Lineage: Eukaryota; Metazoa; Chordata; Lepidosauria; Squamata; Candoiidae.
ACAACUUGAAAAAAUCAGGAUUCUGGGACAGUGUCCCUAUUAUGAUGCGUAAUAGAUCAGUUUUCCAGUUGAGGUAUGCAGCGGUUGGGUUUUUUUGCCAGAUUUUGUUUCUUUGACUUCUGAAUUUUCUUACAUUUUGCCCCUACUUUUCUAUUAUUCCAGCUUCCUUCAACUGUUCUUCAUCCCAUUUCAACCAUUCUCUCUCUUAUGAUUCGGAACACUCUGUCUGUGCAUCAAAAAAUUCAAGCCACAAUGACUUGGAAAAGAAGCCUGUACUGGGAGAAGUCAUGGCAUCAGUCACUGCCCUCUUAACCAAGUAUAAGAGUGGCCUAAGAGUUAAGAAAGUGCAAGAAAUCUUGCUGGCGGUAGAAGGAAUUGAUCUUGAGAAGUUCAGCAUUGCCCAAGGCCACAAAGACACAGUGGAAUUUUUGGAGCAACAGAUGCCUAAUCUGAAGUUGAAAUACCGACAGAACAGGCUCAAAAGUAUUGUUGAACCUGAAUCAGGAAAAAGAAAGAAGAAGAGGCCUUGUACAGUUAACCCAGUGAACAUAUAUGCUCCCAUUCCACGUCUGGAAUCCACAGGAACAGCUGAUCCACUAAACACUGAACCAGGCUUAGAAGAUAUCUCUACACCUGCUUUCACCUUCAGUGAUCCCUCUGCAAGUGACUCUCAGCAUCAAAGCCUACCUUCUCCAAUUGCUGUAGUGCCCCCUGAAGUAAACAGCUUGUUUCACACCAACAGGCCUGUUCCAUCUGCCACGACACCAAACUUCUCAUUAUUUCAGGAGCCCCACAAUGCUUUAUCAGUCAAAGCCAAGAGUUCCUCUCUUUCUCCUUUCACUGUUCUGCCAGAGCAGCCAAACACAUGCCAGUUUGGUGCAGAAUCAUUAGCUGAAGAGAUACCCAGCAAUUCACAUUUAACUACAUUCCAACCCUCUAUUGCCCUGGAUGAACUGAAGCAGCAAGUGGCUCAUGUUCUGGCCAUGCACCCAGAGGGCAUGUCUCUAUUCCAGUUCCGUGCUGCCUACAGUGCUACCUUUGAGCAGCACUUCCCACUGGGCAAUGCUUCUUCUGCCAAGCAGCGUCUAUUUGAGAUGCCGGACAUUGUCUAUCUGAAGGGCCAUGGAGUUCAGGUGUUGCUGUUGCCUGUAUCUUCUGACGUGUCACCUGUAAAAUCAGGUCAGCCUGCCUCUUCCAAAGAGGAGAACGUUGCAGUGGUUUCUAGCCUUGCGUUGGUCAAACCUGUGCCUCCGACUAAAUCUGCUGUAAAAACCCUUCAAUCCCAUUCCAUUUGGACACCACCUUUGGAAACCCCUGGAAAGUCAGGAGACAAGGAUUGUUGCAUCCCUAAGAACCUGUCCCCAAGAAUGCCUCUUGCCCCAUGCCAAGAACGAGAGAAGGCCAGAACAAGCUUCACAGACCUUUCAGAUCAGCUUGAUUUGUCAAAAGUACAAGAGGUUCCAGUGCUCCCUGGCCAUUCUUUGCUUAAAGAGGAACCUCCGUUAAUUCCACAGUCUUGCCUGAAGCCUGCUGUUCCCAAGGCUGCCAUGGUGCCUGUACCUAAGCCCCGUCAUUCCCUUUUGCAAUCUUCUGGAUCCAUUGGAGCACCAGAAAAUAAAGGGAAUGGGCCAUGCACUGAGCUUCAUCCCCAGGAUGUCCCAUUUAAAACUCUGCAAAAAAACACGUGGAGCAAUUCCAAGCUAACAGAGAUCCCCUUCACUCUGCAUUCCUCUGUAGAUUUACCUACACAUUCUCAAGGCUCAGUGUGUGAUGAGAAUCUGCAGCCAGAUAUUCUUAAGUCCAGACCUGCAUCUCUUGCUAACUCACAGAUUUCUGACAACCCUGUUCCAUCUCCUUCCAGUUUUGUGACAUGGCAAGAGCCAGUAGAUCGUUCUCCUACCAUCUUAUAUCCAGGAAACUCAGUUCUAUCAGUUGACCCAGCACCAGUUCCACCAGUUUCUGUAAAUCUUUUUGGAAUUCACUUCCCAAGGAGUACAUCACAGAGCUCCUCUUGUGCCCAAUCUAUGCUUCCAGUUCAAACACUGUCUCCCAUCCUAAGUGCGGAACAAAGUAACUGUAAUCACACUCUUGCAGACUUGGAUCCCUUUUCUCAAGUGCAGAAACAAUCCAGAGCCCUGCAGCAUUCCUUGAGUUCUGUUCCUGACUCCUCUGCAAAGAGGCAUUGUGUUUCUUCAUUGCCUAGAAAUUCAGCAAGCUUCUUUCCAUACAGAUCCCAACCAGACCACCAAGUACAACAGCAUACCCGUGCAAGGCUAGAUGAUCUGCAACCAAUUUCUGUUUCUUUAGCAGAUAAGAACCUCAUAAAAACCUCUUUGGACAGAGUAUCUUCUGCAGCCACAUAUGUGAAUCCUCUUGAAACCUCCUCUACCAGAGAAUCAUUCAGUACCUGUUCUAUCAAUGAACCCCUGCAGUCUUUGCAUGCUUCAUCUGCAAUCCCCAAUAAUCCCAGGACUUUGUCAUUUAUAUCCUCCUCAAGGACAAAAGCAGUAAGUCCAGCUUCUUCCCCGUUCGAAUCUACCACCAACUCAUCUGAUCAGUUUGCCUAUGCUUCUGCUAAGAUCACCAGUAAUUCCAACCCUUUGUCUUCUGAGAUUCAUGCUUUCGCUCAGCAGAGACGGUAUGCCAGGGCAGUUGCUGCUGUAAUCUCAAACAGAAAAGCAUCAAGCUCCUCUUCUUCAUCGCCAGAAUCCACCACCAGUUCAUCCCACCAGUUUGCGUAUGAUUCCACCAGGAUCGCCACUGAUUCCAGUGCUCGCUCUCCUGAGGCUUAUGGUUUUACGCAGCAGAGACAGAACACACGGGCAAGUGCUACAGCCAGCAACAUUUCUUCUCCUCUAGACUCUACCACCAGCCUAUCUGGCCAGUAUGCCUAUGCUUCUGCGAGGACCACCAGUAGUUCCAGUGCUCUCUCUUCUGAGGCUUAUGUUUUCACGCAUCAGAGACAAUAUAACCGUGCAACUGCUACUGCAGUCUCUUCAAGGACAAGUCCAAGAAGCAAAACACCUUCCCCCUUAAAGUAUACCUCCUUUCAUGGUCCUCCUAGUCAGAAUAACUUAAUAUCCCCACUUUCUAAACAGGGGGACCAUUCUGCCUCUCUGCAUGAAAAGCAGAUGCCUUACUGCUCUGUUCCCCGGAAUAGUCGCCCUUCCAAAAGCUAUGAUAAAUGUCUCAUCUUGUAAUAGCUAGCCUUAAAAUGGUCCCUAUGAAUACAUCUGCAUAUGGAGACUUUUUUCAGGGAGAGGGAUGAAGAAUGGCCUCUUGAAUGUGCCGAAUGAGUGCUUGUGCUGAGCCAGCCAGUGACCACUCAUCUAUUAAGUGUCCAAUUCAGAGAAUUCUGUUUGGUGCUUAUAUAUUGCAGUCCAAAAAAGAAUGGCAGUGCUGGUCCCUGAAUCAUUUUAUGUUGCAGUUUUUCCUAAGACUGCUGCUCAUUCUGAAAGAUAAAAGAGAAAGGGUGUGAAGAGACAGAGAAUUUAAAUCUGAAGUUGAGAGGGACUAAGGUAGGCUUGGUUGCCUAGUGAGGCCAAUGUGUACAUACUGUGCUGAAAUAACAGGGUUGAAUGUUAAGAGUAUUGUAAUUAAACCACUUUUCAGCCGUAAAAAGAGCUGUCGCUAAGAUUACGCACAGUGAGAUAGCUACCUCAAAUGGCACAUAAUAUAGAGCUGUAGUACAGUAAGAGAGAAAAGAAUGAUGGGUGCUCUUACAGCCAUUCCAGGGCCCUCUAGCUUAUUUGCUGGCUUUUGGUGUGAUGGAGGAUACCAUCCACCAACAGCAUUGAACCAAUGUCAGCUGAUUCACUCAUUUUCUGCAUGAGAAAUAGAAGCAGUGAAUUUUUUUCUCAGGUAAGCGCAUGCCCUGGGUUGGUCCUGCCCAGAAUGUCACUGUGAGAUCUUCCUUUUAGUUCUGCUUAUUAGAGCUUUUUGGUGAUGAAAAGGCAGGGUAGAAUUGUAAUUGCCUAAGGUGAUCAGAUUCUGUGCUGGAAGCAGCUUGGUUUCCUGAUGUGCUUACAUUGUGUAAUUGCAUAUAAUUACUUGAUACUGUUUUUCUGUUCUGAAAUCAAGCACAGGAAGCUGAUCCCUGAACUUCAGCCUCCUUUUUCAAGCGUUUGAAAUGUUUGUUCUUAACAUAACAAAGCAUUUGAAACAUUUCUUCUGAAGCAAUUUGAGUCAAUAACUGUUAAAAAGAGUCAGUUUUGCAGGAUGUUGAAUGUGUCGCUCUCUGUAUCUGGUGAUGUCUGGGAGCAGAAUGGUUGACAGUCGUGCUGUCUGUAUUUUCCUCUGGAAAUUCUGCUGAACCAUUUCACAUGGGUUGUGAUUUAGCAGAAACAAAACCUGGACUGUUCUGAUUCUGGGUUAUGACCAAAACAGAAUCUGAAGGGAUCCUAGGGUGAUUUUAAGAAUGAAUACAGCUAGGUUGGAAUGUGUUGCUUUCUGUCCUCCUGCUUUUCCUCCACACAGCCUUGGUGCUUGCCUGCUCACUUCCCAUGUUCCCAGCAGUCUUCCCUCCCCCACUUCAGUUGCCACUGAUGUCCUAGUGCAGCGUAUGCCACUGGCUGACCCAUCCGUCCAUCAGUCUUCCCAGCACCCUCCCCUUGGCCACCUCCUGCUUCCCAGUGCCUUCCAUCUCUCUCUGCAUGUUCAUCUGCCGUCCCUGCCACUGCUGAUGUCUCCAUAAGCCAUUGCCAAGAAAAUCCUUCAACCCUGAUUUAUUCUUGUUGUCCACCCUCCUCCAGAACUACUACUUCCAGGAGGAGCCACAUUUUGGUCUGCAUCCAGAAUAAAACAGUCCUGUGAUGGGGACCAAUGCCAUCAAAAAUACUUUUUUUGGUUCUGGCACAGUGCAGCCCAAACAAGCUCUUCCAUGCACAUAUCCCUAAAUUCUAGUACAUCUGCCUUCACUAAGCUACCUUUUGGGGGGGUAGGUUGUCUUUUCCCUAAAUGGGAGCAGAUAGUUUUGUUUUAAAUCCUUUCUCUCACCCAGGCCCUAACCUGCUUGUGGCUUACUAUCAACCAUCUCUAGUUCGCAACUGCCUUUUCUGUCAACAGCUGUUGCACACACACACCAUCCCUAUAGAGAAAGAAGUUAAUCUCUUGGGGUAGUUAGACUCAACAAGACAAGAAUUCAGGAGGAUCUUUUAUUCAAGGAACAAUAAUUCAAGGAACGUGUGCAUAUUUUUUAUAGAGAGAAGUUUUCUAGUGCAUUCUAUCUCCAGUUUAAUUGCCUUUUAGAAAAUUAAUAAUUCUGUAAUUGUUUGGUUUUAUUGUUUGUUGGUCUUUUUUUUGUUUCAGAUAUAAUAAAAUGUUUUUAGCAGAGGAUAAGUUCUUAAAUUUGACAUUUUUAAUUAAUCAUACUGUCACAUAAUUUUUUUUAUGUAAAUGGGUAUGGAUAGAAAUUUAUUGAAAUUGCUUAAAGGGUCAAGAAUCUCUCAUGUUUUAUUUAACCCGCUUUUUUAUUAGUACUGCCUCUCCCACCCCCC